AUGACGAGCAUUGGUGAUAUUGUGCUUUCCAGGGUCAAUCUUGCUUUAUCGCGACAUGAUCCGGUCCAAUGGUCCGACAAUUUGCAAUUGGCAUUGAAUCUGUAUACGGAACUAACCAUUCUUGAGCCCCGGCUUCCAGCUUACCAUCAAGUCAUCACCAAGACAAAACAAAAUCGAAACGCAAUUCUUCAUGCCAAAGAGUUAUUCUUAGCGGGAGUACCAUUGCAUACUGAAAGCAUUGGCGAACUACCUUUGGGAAGGUUCCUUAAGGUUAUAUUUAAGAAUGCAGAUGAAUUUUUCACCGGCCUACCGAAUGACCCAACAAUUGUUUUACACAAAUGGACACCUAUAUUUCCCCGUACGCGAGAUUGUUGGCUUGGCGUACUCUUCAAUACGGGGGAGUUGCUAGUUUUGGGGAGAGAGUAUUAUAAAGAUUCUUUUAGGUAUAGAGUCAAGAUCAACAUGUUUGAAAUAUUGGUUGAAUUAUACAAGAUUCCAUUCGUUGAUGAUAAGUGGUAUGUCAGUGCAAAAGAGUUUGAGCAUUUGAAGAUCAAGUAUUUUGUAUUCAAUAUGGUUGAAGAUGUAUUACAUUUGGCCAUAGUGGAUAUAGCCAAUAGAGUUUCCAUCUUCAAGUGGGCGCAAAGGGAUAUAAAUAAAGAAGGAAAAGAAAAUGGUGGUGCUUUUGAGUUUACUUUGCAGCUUGUAAAGCAAUAUGACUUUGGCAAAAGUAUUUUGCGAAUCGUUUGGAAAGAAAAUGUCUUUUUGAUUAUUGGACUUGACAACUCGGUUACUAGAUGCACCAGUGAUUUUGAGUUGAAAUCAAUUCUUUUUCCCGCUACACGAGCACAAAAUCAACACAAUGAUAUUUUGACAGUUGAAGGAAGACAAAUCAUUGUUUCAACAUUUACAUCUAAGGUAGCAGUAUUUGAUUGUGAUAGCAACCAAAAGUAUGAGUAUGACACAGGCUCGUGGUGUGCAACGUCCUCAUUAAAUAUAGGUGUAUGUGACAAUAAUGUGUUGAAAAUCCUUAUUAGUUUCGAAGAUGGCACACUAUCAACCAUUUUAUUUGAUUUGGCAAAGGCAAAGGCAGGGGAAGGGACAGGAGCAACAGCAACAGCAAGGCAACAUUGGUUUAGCACUAUGGAGAAUGAUCAAUCCUUGCAGUUGUUCAAAGAACGAGUUCUUUAUAAAUAUGAAAUGGCCAGUGGAGAAGAGGAAAAUGUUGCUGAGGGGGGGAACAUCUUAAUUCAUAAUGCCACAUGCCUAACCAAUGAUGUAGUUGCUGUCGUUUAUAAAGUUUUACCCAAAAACGCAGUGCAUUAUCGAAUACCAUCAGCAACAUUUGCAAAUUUGCUGUUUGUCAAAUUAGAUAGUGCUAUUGGGUUACCGAAAAACAUUCAGCAUACUACGUCGAUAGCAAAAAUUGUAAAGGAAUAUUUGAGCAACUACCUAGCGUUCCCCGUUGUAGUUGAUGACAUUUCAGUUGCCCACGUUGAUAGAGUAAGAGAUUUUGCUGAAGACAUUGACGAGUAUGUUGAAGAGGUGUUGAAGAACUGCAGUAUACCAGAUCCACCUUUGGUGCAAAAUAAUAUGAAUUUGCAACAAUCGCUCUCCACCUUAUUUAUCAAAAAUUCAAACAAAGUAAUUGAAACUUUGCAGUAUCAACAGACUUUGACUCGAUUGUUGUUAUCGGCAUUGCAUAAGCACAACAAUGAAAGCAACCCCGAUGUUGGUCCCUUGUUUCAAAAAGUAAAACAGAAAAAGCAAGAGAUUGAGAAUCGGUUAAGACAAUGUUUGAUAAAUAUAGUGCUCGAGUCAUUUGUCAAAGCUGGUAAUUCUGUCUCGACUGUUGACAACUAUAUCCUUUUGUCCAUGUCCAAAGUAUCAGAACGAGCAACAAACAUUGAGGUUUUGCUGCAACUCCCAGAGCAAAUUGUGCUCAAGGUUGAAGGUAGUAGCAUCGCGGAAACUUUUGAAAUUCCACGUUUUGGCUUAGAGCCAUUUAGAGACAAGAUGGUUUAUUCUACUACUAAUCAUGGCUGGGCGACGUGUGAUUUAACAUAUUUGCCAAUUUUAACCAUGAACAAUCAAGUAGACGAGCUACAACAAUUUCGGUAUAUUCACCCCAACGAUGUUUCUGGUGAGUUGGCUGUAACAUUGUUGAAUGAACUAGACUACUGUUACAUAAGUGGGAAUAGAAAGUACGAUAUCAGGUGA
Lodderomyces elongisporus is the source of this 2217-nucleotide messenger RNA. RefSeq lists its product as uncharacterized. The transcript has a single exon. The record is from RefSeq and is a predicted model, not a curated record. The coding region runs from base 1 to 2217 and encodes 738 amino acids. NCBI's taxonomy places the organism in Eukaryota, Fungi, Ascomycota, Pichiomycetes, Serinales, Debaryomycetaceae.